AUGUCGCGUGGCUGCCCACGUGAUGUUACUGAGGAAGGCACGAACGAUGGUGACGAUGCCAGUCAGUUCUUGCAGCACCUUCCAGCAAACACGUGUGUCUACAGCUUUGAGGAAUGGCCACAGAAGGAAGAACAAGACUUUUCCGGGAAUAACUUUGUCGUUAUCAAACACGUACCUUCAGAAGCUCUCGAAAAAGGUGACAAGCCUUUUUUCGGAAGAAUCGAUUAUUCCCAUGCCUCGGAAAUCCUGAUUUUGAAGAUGCCGGCCGAAAUCCACGAAACAGCUGCCUCAAACUUCCAUUCGUUAGUUGCAAUUCUGGCCAGCCAAAUGGGCGUUAAACGACGAAUCGCCGAUCGUGGAUCAACAAGAACGAAUACAAGCCGCCGCAGCAAGGAAGCAGAUCGAUCCUGGGCACCAGCGUAUCGACCUGGGGAAAAGUACCGCGAAUGGCCAACCGUGGCGUUAGAGGUGGGAAACUCUGAAACAAAGGCCAAGUUGAUAAAUGAUAUAACUUGGUGGCUCAACCAAUCCAACGGCCGAGUCCAGCAAGGGAUAAUAAUAGACAUUAAGAAGGGGUCAGGAAAUGUCUACAUUUCAUCUUGGAUCGCCGCGAAUGUAGUGACCCAGCCAGCCCCUCAAGGCGAAUCCGUGCCCGUCACUCCAAUUCAGCCGCUGCCAGCGCGGCAGACUCUUGAAGCUGCAUUCAAGCGGCGACCCGAUGGCAGGGAGCCAGUGAUUGAGGGGGGCGACAUCACCAUCCCGUUUGCGAACCUGGUUGGUGAACACCCUAGACAAGGCCAGGUGGACUUUGCUUUGACAAAAGAUUUGCUACUUACCCACGUUGUGGAGCCUAUAUGGGAGGCACUUGAUGCAGCUAAACUUGAGGCCAAUAAGAAAAAGGGCUGA
This is a messenger RNA of Talaromyces rugulosus, 906 nucleotides long. RefSeq lists its product as uncharacterized. The coding region runs from base 1 to 906 and encodes 301 amino acids. The transcript has a single exon. NCBI's taxonomy places the organism in Eukaryota, Fungi, Ascomycota, Eurotiomycetes, Eurotiales, Trichocomaceae. The record is from RefSeq and is a predicted model, not a curated record.